CACAAAGUGAGGACAGAGAGAGAGAGAGAGAGUUGGAAAGAGAAGGAGAAGCGCAACGCAGACUGAGGAAGAGAGUGAGAGAGAGAGAGAGAGAGAGGAGAAGAUAAACGAAAGUAGGAUCUUUUUCUCUUUCUGAUAAUCCAGCUUUGUGGAAGAUCUUUGAUCUGCUGUAUCGGUUAGCUAAAGACGUUCAAUUUCCGGUGGCCGUGAUACCAUCUUCGGGGAAUUAUGGUGGGUUUCCGGUGAUGAGCGACGAGAUUAAUCUCCUGGGUGUGGCUAAUUUGGUGAAAGCUCGUGGCAGCGGAGAUGGAUAGGAGCAGAGAAGCGAGAAGAGCAACCAUGGCGGCUGCGAACGGUUUAUCCAGACGUAGACACAGAAGUAGCAGUCUCAGAGACUCCCCAGAGGAGGAUGGGCCAGAGUUACAAGAGACGGCGAGGCUGAGAGAUCGAGGAGGGAGCGGAAAGAAGGAUCGAGAUCGCGAUCGGGACCGCGAGCGCGACAGGGAUCGGCUGAGCCGGAGCAAGAGGAGAAGAGCCGAUAGAUUGCUCCACAGCAGAGAGGAUGGCGGCGAGGAGAGUUCGGAGGAGAGCGUGAACGACGAAGAGGAUGAUGAGGAUGACGACGGAGCCGCCUCCGUGAGGAUGCUACCUCCGAACCCGCCACCGCUAUUGUCCUCGGCUGUGGCCAUGUCCAAUCAUCGAAAGAGCUUUCCUCCUCCGGCCAAAGUUUUUAGAGCAGCGCCGACGUGGAAGGCAGCCGACGAGAUGAUUGGUGUGUCGGUGCCCAGAAAAGCCCGGUCAGCGUCGACAAAGAGGUCGCACGAAUGUUGGGCUUCAAGUGCUACCGGAGUUGGUGCGGAGCAAAUUCACCGCCAGACCUCGACAUCGCCGGUGAGACCGAGCCUCGUGUCGAUUUCGGUGGCAGCGGCGCCGCCGGCUCCAGCCUCGCCGUCUUCUUCCAAUGCUUCGUUGCGUAAGAAGAUGAAGCCCAAUGGACCCAAACUGCGGCCUCCCAAAUCGUCGUCCAAGUCAUCGUCCUCAGCUCAGGACGAGAUCGAGAUAGAGAUAGCGGAGGUGCUGUACGGGAUGCUGAGGCAGCCUCAGGGCCCUUCCAAGCAAGAAAUCCUGGCCACCGAUUCCGUCAAGUUCGAUCCAAGAGAACCCAAUAAGUCCGGCGAUGCUAAAUCCAGAGUCUCGUCGCCGAUCUCAAACUCUACGUCCGCUGCACCUCAGUCAUCGUCGAUUCCACCUCAGAAUUCCAGUUCCUUGGUCACUCCUAUGUCCGCUGUUGUGGCACCAAAGAGGAAAAAACCGCGAGCGGUGAAGUACGACGAUGAGAAUCCGUCGAUUUUCACAGUCAGGAACAGUCCCAUUUCGACCACGACGAAGGCCGAGAUCGAUCAGCCGGCGAAAAUCGAAGCUUCGUCCUCGCCUAACGUGGAGAAGAAGCCAGGAUCCGUAGCUGAAAAUGGCGGAGUUCCGAACGAUUUGGCCAAUCCUCAAGUGGUACUGGUCUCGUCGGAGGCGCCACCGGAGUCAACAGCCAAGCCGGAAAGCCAUCCCCUAUCGGAUUCAAAGCCUUUGACGGGAGAAUCGGAGGGUAAAGACGUCGGCUCCAGUAAGGAGGAGCCUCAGUCGCCCAAGAAGGAAUCUCCGGUGGUCAGAGUGGAUGAUAAUCGCGAGGACGGGAAAGCGAAUAAAGCGAAUUCAACGGUGUCUGAGGUGGAGAACCACAAAGAAGAGAAGUUCCAGAUAGAUCUGAUGGCUCCGCCUCCUCCUCCGUUGAGAUCAUCCCCAGAAAGGGACGGUGUGAUUGAUUUUGUGGCCGUAGAUCCUAAAUCUAUGGUCACAGAUGCUGAAACGGAAAUUAAGCCUGUGGUGAAGGAAGAUGAUAAAGCAGUGAAAAUAUGCAAGGAAGAGGCGGUGAAUCUUGAGAACGAGAAGGCGAAAUCGUUGGCCGCAGAAGAAGCCCAAUCACAGACGCCGGUCGUUGCUCGUAAGGAGAGGAAUAUCGACCUCCAGGUUGACUUGGAGAAAACCGAUAGAGAUAGCGGCACUGUUAGCGUAAGCGGCAACAACAAGUUCCACCACCAUGUUCAGAAGCAGCAGCCACAGCACGGUAGCACUGAAAGAACUGCCCAAACGAGCCCUCUACCUUUGCCAAUAUCUGUCCCUGGCUGGCCGGGCGGUCUUCCUCCAAUGGGAUAUAUGGCACCUCUCCAAGGAGUUGUAUCCAUGGAUGGCAGCACCGUAACUCCUGCAGCUAUACAACCACCACAGUUGCUUUUCACUCAACCUAGGCCAAAGAGGUGUGCAACGCAUUGCUACAUUGCACGGAAUAUACUGUACCACCAACAACUCGCUAGGAUGAAUCCCUUCUGGCCUGCGGCGGCUGGGUCUGCAUCACUGUACGGGGCUAAGCCAUGCAAUCUCAAUGUGGUGCCUCCGGCAGAAUUGCAUGGAAACAUUCCAGGGAGGGGGGUGAACUCCGCCCAGGACAAGGGGCAGGGUCUUGCUAUGUUUACUGGUCAUACUGGGAAGGAUAAAGGUUCUCAAGCAGCAGCCAACGUUGUGGAUACUUCCCAAAGAAAGCAAAUUUUACUUCAGCCAGCUCUGCCCCCAGGAGCGCCUAGUAAUAUCUUGCAUGGCCCUGCUUUCAUCUUUCCUCUGAACCAGCAACAACCAGCAGGAGCUCCUUCUGCUCGAUCUGGUUCUGGAAAGUCUCCUCCUGCUGCUGGUAGUGCUGCUACAUCAAGUGCUUCUAAUUCUGCUGCAGUAAGUGCCUCAGCGACAGCAGCAGCAGCUACAGCUGCACCAAUGAGCUUCAACUACCCAAACAUGCCUGGGAACGAAACUCAGUAUUUGGCAAUUUUACAGAACAACGGAUAUACGUUCCCAAUUCCUGCUCAUGUUGGGGCACCGCCAGCUUAUAGAGGAACCCAUGCUCAGGCAAUGCCAUUCUUCAAUGGGUCUUUCUAUUCUUCUCCAAUGCUCCAUCCUUCGCAUAUUCAUCAUCAGCAGCAGCAGCAGCAACAACCACCUCCUCAGUCACAGCAGAGCCUUCAGGCUCAUCAGAAUAAUGCAAGCGUUUCUAGUGGUUCAUCGUCAUCUCAGAAGCACUUGCAGAAUCAGCAGCAGAGGCCACAUGGCAACGGUGGCGCUGGAAACGUUCAAGGCUUUCCUGCCCCCAAAAACCAAUCUUCACAGCCACUACAGCAGCAGCAGCGGCAGCAACAGCAGAACCAGCAUGUCCCUCAUCAGGCUCGCCAACUUGAGUCUGAGAUGGGUGCAGAAGAUAGCCCUUUGAGUGCUGAUAGCCGUGUUUCUCGUGCCAACAUGAGUAUUUAUGGUCAGAAUUUUGCAAUGCCGAUACACCCUCCCAACUUCGGCUUUAUGAAUCCUGCAAUGAUGGGCGGUGCCAGUGGGGCUGGCAGUGCAAGUGGUAAUCAUACCGAAAGGAAACAACAGCAUGGAUCGAAGGCUGGAGUGGAACCCCCAUCAUCUCAAGCUUUUCCUGUGUCUUUUGCUUCCAUGAAUGGCGCUACCACCACUCCUGGCCUUGACAUUUCAUCCAUUGCACAGAAUCAUGCUAUGUUCCAGAAUAAUUAUCAUAUCAUGGCUGCCGCUGCUGCCCAAGUGGCACAGCAGAAGAAAAAUUACCGUAUUUCUGAAGAUGGGAAAACUGGAGGAGGUGAUUCUUCCAAUUUGGAAGAAGAAAGGAAGGCCAUGCCAGGGAAGGCUUCAGCGACGGUUGGACAGUCCAUUGCCUUCUCUAGGCCAGAGUUGGCUGAUGCCUCGGUUACCACAGUGAAGGGCAACACUGUCAUUGACAGCUCCACCCGAAGUCUUAACCUUGGGUCUGCUCCUGGCCGUGCUUCUGGUUCUGUUAUGCCUGCUGCUAUAAACACAGUGAAUGCUCCUGGUUCUCAGCAGCAACUGCAGCGCAAUCAACAACAGCAGAUGAUUCAACUUAAGCAGCAUCAAUUUGCUGUAGCAGCUGCAACUCGAAGCAAAACUCCGGUGACGAGUAAUGGGAGUGUUUACUCGGAUCAUCACUUACCUUCGUCGUCUUCUAUGGCCACAAAGUUUAGCAAUCUGUCUUCUUUUCCCCAAAACCUAGUCCAGACCAGCAGCGGCAGCCCAGCUCAGUCUCCUCAGUGGAAGAAUUCUGUACGGACAGCCACUUCGCAAGUUCCUUCUCCACCCCUUUCCUCUUCAAACUCCUCAACCCUUAAAAAUCCCCUUCAACAGCAAGGAAGGACCCAGCAAAGUCACACACAAAUAUCUUUUGGGGGUAAUGCAAAAUCUUCGACAUCACAAGGGCAACCACCCUCAAGCAGCAACCAGUCCCCAUCUCCUCCAGUGAUGGUUGGCUCACCCACAACUUCCUCCAUGUCAAAGAGCGCUGGUGGAAGCCCCAGGACUACUGCUUCCACUUCCACAGCCAACAAAGCUGGCCAAGCUUCUACAUUGUCAUCUCAGCAGGCGAAGAACGCCCCUUCAGUGCCUAGCAGGAAGUCAUCUCCAGUUGGGGGGAGGAAUGUUCCAUCGAUUCUUGGAAACCACCACAUCACCUCUACUUCGGACAGUGCAACCAAGCCUCAAUUGUCACAACAGCAGCAGCAGCAGCAGCAGCCGCCACAGCAGUUACCAAAGCAUAUUCAGCAAGCCCAGCUCUUCUUCUCUAACGGCUAUAUACAUGCACAAGCUCCACAUUCGACUGGUACUACCCCUGGAUCACCUGCAAAUGCGUAUUAUCUUCAACAAAGAAACCGCCGUGAGCAGCAGCAGCAGCCACAGGGGUCAUCGGGUGCAUCCUCAACUGGGAUGUUGUCAUUGUGCCCUCCACUUGUUAACACCAGCACUUCUGAUCCUACGAAGGUAGCUGCUACAGCUGGUAGCAACAUGAAAGGUGGUGGCUUACCCUCGCAGGGCAUUCUCCAUGUUACCCAGUUUGGUGCUGCACAGUCCCCUGGGAACCCACAUCAGCUUUUGCCUGCUGGCUUCUCCUACGUGCGUGCAGUUCCCACCCCGGUUCCGGUGAAGCCUGCAGAGCAGAAACAACCAGCUGGUGAGUGAAAACCAUGUCCCUCGGUGGUUUAAAUUGUAACCCCCCAGGGAAAAAUGUGAAAUGGUUGAAUGAGCUAGUUUGUGUCAGGAGCGGUUUCUUGCCUAGAAAAUGACUAUUUGCAUACCUUCUGGCAGCCUGAAGAAAUGGAGCAUGCUGCUAACAUUCAAAAAAUCAUGGCUUUGGGAAAGGCAUUUCUGAAUGGAAUCCACAAUUUUGGAAGUUAGUUGAGCCGAGUGGGAAAGAUAGUCCUUGUUGAAUGUGGUUGAGAUGUAAUCAUCUGACUCUGUACACUUGUGUUCAUAAUCUGACAGGGUUGAUCGUGGAAGUCUAAUUGAAAAUUCGAUUAAUUUUGAUGGAGCGGGGGUUAAGACGGGGGUUGGCAAUGGCACGGGAGAAGAAAGUGUUGUAUCGAUCUUUUGUAGGGCAAGAGAGGAAAGAAGGGUGUCAAAGAGCCAAGGCAAGGAAGAGCAAGACCAAACCUUCUCUUCUUUUGGGAGGUUCCUCUUUGCUUUUAGUUAUUUGUUUUGGGUUUUUUAGUUUUUAAGGGAAGAGCAGUAAAAACAUCAAUCUUUUGACAUAUAUAUGCAGUGGAGGGUGUAUAUGUAUGCAUAUGUCUGGCACAUACAAGAGUGUAGCCCUCUCAAUUUUUUUAUUUAAAUUUGCGAGCCAAUCUUUCUUGC
Corylus avellana is the source of this 5751-nucleotide messenger RNA. RefSeq names its product time for coffee (gene TIC). Gene Ontology annotation, biological process: regulation of circadian rhythm. NCBI's taxonomy places the organism in Eukaryota, Viridiplantae, Streptophyta, Magnoliopsida, Fagales, Betulaceae. The record is from RefSeq and is a predicted model, not a curated record. Gene Ontology annotation, cellular component: nucleus.